AUGGACUUACCCACUACAUCUGGCAGACAUGAGCCAAAAAAACCUCGCCGGAUCUCCAGAACAGUCCCAGCUUCAAUUCAGAUUGCAAAUAUUGUUAAAGGGUUGGGCCAGAUGGUACCAGUCGUUGGUUCCUUCGUCAAAGGUGUCGCCGAGACAGCAGUAGUGCUUUUGGAGAGCCUGGAGUUUGGCAAGCAAUUCCAAAACAACGAAGAGGAUAUGCAAGAUCUGACAAACGAGAUCAUAGAUAUCGUCAUAAUUGUUCGUGACACUGGCAUCCAGAUAUCAGCGAUGCCCGAGAGCAUUAAAUAUGCAGCAGGUCUACAAACGGCAUGUCUAAAGUUUCAAGAGUCUCUCUGUGAGCUCUUGAAACAAGUGAACGAAAUCACUCGUAACACAUGCGGAGUUCGGAGGAACAUCAUGAACGAAUGGUUUCCUGAGUUUCAUAUUCAAAAGGUUCAAGUAACAUUAAACUCUAGCGCCUCUCUUGCCCGUCUGAAUGAAGAGAUAUCUUCAGUUCAAUCUAUCCUGAAACAGGUGAUGCUUACUUCGCCCAAUCUCCUCGCUGAUGAUGCCAAAAAUCCAAUAUACGACGAAGCACAGAUGAUGAGGCACUACCGGAUUCCUGGAGAUAUCAACGUAGAACGUUUCAAAGAGACGAAUGCCAGGGCACAACCCCGAAGGAUAGACAGGCAUUCUGUAUCGGGGUUCCAGCUCAUGAACUGGUUCUAUCAGCUUCAGUUCCGCUUUCUAUUCUUUUGGUUGCAUUUGCAUUUCAAGUGGAGCCUUUCUCUCAGGUUCGAAAUCUCUCCAUCAUCGCCUUCGCAUCGUGGUUUUCGAACUUGGGCUGUUAUCAUCGGCAUUGAUGCCUAUCCAGACUCUCCAGUACGUGGCUGUGUCGCAGAGGCACUUGCAAUGGAAAAAUACUUCAUCAAGAAUCUCGGCGUGCCGGCAGGGCAGAUCCAACUCCUUACCAGCGCCGUUUCCCCAGCACCUACAUGCAGCUCCAACUGCGUUUCAUCCAUUCCCACUCGUGAAAACAUAAUCCAUGCGCUUUUCGGUCUAUCUACGAACUCCAAGAUACAAUACGGCGACAACAUCAUCAUUUACUUUGCUGGGCGCGUGUCGAGCUACUUCCGUUCUGACUAUGCUCCAUCCAAUGACUUUAUUGCAGGAGGAGGAUGUAUUGAGGCUUUAUGCCCCAUCGAUCGUGUCGCCCCCAGUGAUGGUGUCACCGUUCCUGACAUUAGCGACCGAGAGACCAACACUAUUUUCACCCAAAUAUCUCGCACAAAGGGAAAUAGAAUUACAAUCAUUCUCGAUUGCUGUCACUCCUCAUCUUUCACAAGGGAUGUCAGUAUACUGGACGGAAUGCGUGGUGCCGACCCUCUACCGCCUGCCUCAAUUAAAGAUAUGUUCGAUGCUGCAGAUUCCAGAAUGAGAGAUUUGCCUGGUUAUCGAUCUAUAUCUGCAAAUGAUUGGCUCCCAAAUACGGAGUGUCAAGUCGUAUUAGCUGCGUGUCGAGAAUACGAGCGUGCGAAGGAGAUGAAGAGAAUAAAUGGGUACAAUGGAAUUUUCACGCAAGCACUCGUUAGUGCUCUCGAGUCGGGUGACUUGAUCGAAGAGUCGACGUAUAUUGACGUCGACCAAUUUCUGGGCCGGUGGGAUAGAAGGGCGCCGGUUAUUGUGGGGAAACAUAUGAAUGAGCUUCUUUGGCAUCAGGUACAGUGUUCCUUCGAUGCUCUAUAG
Molecule: messenger RNA, 1746 nt
Organism: Desarmillaria tabescens
Lineage: Eukaryota; Fungi; Basidiomycota; Agaricomycetes; Agaricales; Physalacriaceae
Exons: 5
Coding region: 1-1746 (581 amino acids)
Biological process (GO): proteolysis
Molecular function (GO): cysteine-type endopeptidase activity
Source: RefSeq, a predicted model, not a curated record